GCACGAAUUUAAUAUCAGCUGCUCAACAAAACAUUCGGCACAAUUUUCGCAAAAUUAUUCCAAAUUUAAACUUGUAAUUCACCUAAUCAUUUAAUUGUUACAAGUUGUAUUUCAAUUAAAUUAAUUAUUCGAGAUCAGCUGACGUUUGGCCACUCAAUUAUUUAUUUAGAAUCGUAAAAGUGGUGAGGUCAUCAUGUCCAGCGGAGCCUGCUUGCUCUGUUCCCAAGUCGUGGACGCCACCACUCCGCCCUUCGAUGAUAAGGAAACUAGACAAAUACGAAUCUCGACCCUGUGUGAAGUGCUCUUAUCGUCAACUCAUACUCGCAGGAAAGUUACUCUACAAUUUGAAGAAGAUGAGACCUGUGAACUUUGUCCCGUUUGUGCCCCCAUGAUAAGCGAGAUGGGACAAUUCCGUGACCAAAUGUCCGCCCUGGAGGAACAAAUUGGGACGAAAAUUACCGAAAUUCGCGAAAUUAUGCAAGCUUCUUCUGGGGAAAAUGGGGACGAUGGUGGGGACAAGGCUCACAAAUUGAGGACAAGUUUACUUAAAAUGAUGGGAGAUAAUGACGACCAACUAGACGACAAUUUUGCACUGGAUGAAGUGCUUAUCAAAGUCGAACAGGAUGACGGAGAUGUGUUUCUGGGUGGGGACGAUGGAAGCUUUGACGAUUAUAAUUCAUCCUCCGCCGUUUCCGACAUGAAUAACGAGGAAGACACGUUUCCAGUAAAAUAUGAAGGUAUUGAAGAUGACGACGACUUUGACGAAUCAGCCUUCUGCAUCAGUCCACACCCACAAAAGAGGGGAAGAGGCAGACCUCGUAAAGAUACUGUAGUCGUAACAGCUAAUCCACCACGUUUACUAAUCAGUCCACAUCCACCAAAGAGAAGGGGAAGACCCCCAAAAUCUGCUGUAACAACUAAUCCAUUGCGACCUAAAACUAAACGAAACCUUGAAAGCGAUUCUUCACUCGGAAACCUCCUGUCAAAGAGGAUAAAAGCAGAAAACAAACCUCUUCGUGAAGCAACACGUCACUCAACUCGUCCUAAAAAGACAGUUCUUCCUCCAAAAGGUGUCAAUAAAACGCUGACCGUGUCGCUAGAGCGGAUUAGCGUCCCCCCAGUUACAAAAUCCAGUCCGAUUUCUUCCCCCUCAUCAUCCCCAUUCCACAAUGAAGACACCACAUCCUCCCACCAAGAUAACCUUCCUUCCGAUGAUCUCGAACACCAGAAAUCCUACGGCAAGAAAACCCAGCCCAUUCGCCCCCACAAUUGUCCCUCUUGCCGAAAAACAUUCACCACCGAGUCCACCCUGUCCUAUCACAUCGCCCGUAUGCACUGCAUUCCUUGUACAGAUCCGCAUUGUACCCUCGGAUUUAGCUCAGUUAAGGCGAGAAAUUCCCACCGAAGCGUCGCCCAUCCACGGAUCCCCGCCUACGAGGGGGGCGAAGGUUUUAAAACUAGGGCCCAAAGUCUCCAGAUGGCGGAACAGGUGAUUGAUAUCUACAAAAAUCAGGCCAACCGAGAACCUAGAAAGACGAUGAAACUAUGCCGGGAGCAAAACAUUCCAAGAAGCAGUGUGUACCGUUACCUGAAAAUGUUUAAGGAUAAGGAUACCAUAGAAUUCAAAAAGCCCCCAGGUCCCUUGCCAAAAUCGGAACGUCCUCCUCCCCCAACUUAUCGCCCCUUUAAAUGUUCCUCCUGCCCGAAGAAAUUCAUCUCACGGCCCGCCCUUUUCAGCCAUGUGGCUCGAGACCACACCCGCGCGAAGGAACAUGUCUGCCAUCUUUGCGGAAGAAAUUUCUACACUAUCUUCACUCUCCGAACUCAUCUGAGGACUCAUGACGAAUCGUUGCGUCCACGGUGUGAGACUUGUGGAGAAAAGUUUUUGCAUGGAAGUACCCUCCAGUCUCAUCUAGUUAAGGUGCACGGGGCUGAUCCGUUAGUUUGCGAUGAGUGUGGAGCAACUUUCGCCACACUGAAAGGAUUACAAGACCACAAGCGGACGCACACAGGACUAAAGCCGCACAAAUGUGAUCAAUGUGACUCCGCAUUCUCCUCAAAGCAACUACUUCGGAAUCACAUAAAAUCCCACUCUGACCAGCGACCACACGCCUGCCCCCACUGCGAGCGAGCCUUCAAAAUGAAGGCCCAAUUACAAAUACACAUUAGGCGGAUCCACACCCCCGGCUAUGUCGCCCCCACUCCGUACAAAUGCGACCAGUGUGGAAAGGGCUUCCAGUUCCCGUACGUUCUGAACACCCAUGUCGUCCAAGCCCACACGGGGGAGCGUCCCUUCACCUGCGAUCAGUGUGGAAAGGGGUUCGCCGUCAAGUCCGCGUUAACCCUGCAUUUGAAGGUGAAGCACGGUAUUGAGGUUGCCGUGGUAAAAAAUAGGCUCCCGAGGUCCAAGAGGGACACGUUUCACGUCCCGGUAGAACAAGAUAAUUUAUACACAGGUCCAUACUCGGGCUAAAAAUUCAUGUUUUGUAAAAUUGUAUAGAAAUUAGUUCCAAAAAUUAUAUUAAUUAUUUACUCACAGAACCUGAAAAUAAUAUACAUAUUUGCACAUUUAUACCUACAUUUGUCUCUUUGUGCAAUGGUUAAUGAAGUGUUUCUUCCAUUGGUAUUAGCUCACGUAAGAAAAAUGUUUUAUGUAUGUAUGUACGUAUGAUUUAAUUUUUUGUUAAAUAAACCUGUUUAAAUAUACUUGUCUUAACAUUAUGUGUAAAA
Messenger RNA from Folsomia candida, 2730 nucleotides. RefSeq names its product zinc finger protein 567. NCBI's taxonomy places the organism in Eukaryota, Metazoa, Arthropoda, Collembola, Entomobryomorpha, Isotomidae. Gene Ontology annotation, biological process: regulation of transcription by RNA polymerase II. Gene Ontology annotation, molecular function: DNA-binding transcription factor activity; RNA polymerase II cis-regulatory region sequence-specific DNA binding. The record is from RefSeq and is a predicted model, not a curated record. The transcript is spliced from 7 exons. The coding region runs from base 194 to 2473 and encodes 759 amino acids.